Neospora caninum is the source of this 3357-nucleotide messenger RNA. RefSeq lists its product as hypothetical. The coding region runs from base 1 to 3357 and encodes 1118 amino acids. The transcript is spliced from 3 exons. The record is from RefSeq and is a predicted model, not a curated record. NCBI's taxonomy places the organism in Eukaryota, Apicomplexa, Conoidasida, Eucoccidiorida, Sarcocystidae.
AUGGUCAUCACGCGUUCUCAGGAGCUGCGUCGCCCUGGGGAAAACCCAGCUCGAGAACGUGAGGCGCAACUCUCGCAAAGCGCCACAGCGGCGAGUGGACUGAUCGUCCGUGACUCCCUGCCAGGCACGACGGGUGCGCCGCGUGCAAUAUGUCGCGCGGCGUCUCAAUCCAGUCUGUUCUCGCCGUGGUUGCGGUGGCCGCCUUUCUCCCGGCGGUCGUCAUCCGGGGCGGUCUCGCGCUUGAUUCCAGAAGAAAGCGACUCGCCGCCGCGUCCUGCGGAUCAAGUCGUUGUUCGCCCUUCAAGCAGAAGCGUGUUUUCGGUCGGAACUGCCUUCGGACCGAAUUCCGCCGAUGGAGCACCUAGAUGCGUCUUUUCGGCGCAGCACCUUGCGAGCCAUCAGAAUCGAGGGACUUCCGCCGGGGUUUUUCGUGCAUGGCAGUCGCUUACAGGAUCUGGGGCCCGCGCCAUCGGAAAAACCUCUCCGAACCUGUCGGGCGUCGCCGAGGUCGGCGACACUCUCGCCCCAGCUGCAGACGCGUCAAACUCGCCUCUGGUAGGUGGUGAGUCAGAGGAGUCACCCACCUUUCCCGACUUCACUGGUGCAUUUGGCGACUGGUGUGGAUCUCCUGAUGCGCCCGACAAAGCGCACAAGCGAACGGGUGGGCGGAAUCUCGAGGCCUCGCGGGGCGGAGAGGAGGGUCCUGUGAGAAGGUCGGUGAAGGACGUGGACGAGCGAGGCGUGUCGACCGGGCUGGAUGAGCUGCUCCCCGUGCGGGCUCCACCUCACUCCGAGCCUGUUGAACGCAAGCAGCGCUGUUCAUUAGGGUGCGGCGCACUCGGAAGCGGGGCACUUUCUCGCCCAGGGAGUAGGCCAGAGAAUGCUGGCCUCCCAGGCUAUUCGCCAAUUCUGCGGCCGCAGGCCUGCCUUUGCGAUUGCAAGCAGACGCAUUUCGUCGAAUGUGGGACGGAUAGAGCGACACUCUCAGGGUCGGGAGUCUGUGGAGCGAACCCCCAAGACGAUCUCCGCCGGCGUUCCUCGACGCCAGAUCGGUCGCGACCAGGACUGCAGCUUAGUACUCGAGGCGACAGGGUCUUUGUCUCGCCCUCGUUCGUCCAGUCAGGCAGUGGGGAUAAAUGGAGUCCGAGAGGUUUGGUGCCCUCUUUGCGGAAGUCGAGAAGUAGCGAUGAUCUGCGUCGUGGUGGCGUGACGGCGCACGAGAGAGCCAGGGAACCGCAGGACGCAUCGGAUCCCGGUGACGAUAUGCCCGUGUGCGGCGCCGGGAAUCGCCCCAAUGUGUGGAGGAGGAGUCGGUCGUUUUCCCUCGCCGAUGAGAGGGCUGUCGCGACGCCGAGAGACUCUGACGGCGCAGUGCGCCCGGAGAGUCCGUCACACACCGUGACGAAGGCCGCGAAUCCUGGAGGCGCCUUCGCGGUCCGUUCAGCCUCUUGGGCUUCGCCUGACGCCAGACGCGUGUCCGUUGUGCAGAACGCGUGCUCGCUUUCUCGGCAACGCUGCGUCGGGAUGCGGUCCGGCAGGGUGGGAAGGUGGAUGAAAGGUCGGUCCCACGAAAACGGGGCCCUCUUCGAGCAGGAAGAGAAUCCGAGUUUGGCAGAGGAGACGCCGACGGAGUGUGUGCAGAGACCGCCGAACUUUUGUGCACAACGUGGCGACGGUGGCUGCGAAUCCCACGCUGUCCCAACAGAGGGACCGUGUAGUCUGUGUGUAGGCGCCAGUGGCCAGGAAGGCGGCGACACUGACAGGGAGAUGGUUCGCAAGAGCAGCAGCGGCAGCACGAUGUGCAGCACCAGUGAGUCGGACGGAGGCAGCUGCGACCGGAGGUUGACCAAGAGGCCAUCGGGCACCAAAACAGUCUCGGUGUCGCGUCCUGUCGCGUCGAUGACAGCGGGGGCUCCUGCCGAUAUACCCCCGUGUAACUCGCAGCUCGAAGACGUGGUUGGGUCGGAGUCGCCCGGGACUCACGACGCCGGGGGUGAGCAUGCGGCUCUCGCUUUUGCAGAUGGGCGCGGUCCAGACAGCGCCAUCGGAACGGCCGCAGAUUCGUUCGACACCGACCGGCUUCACGAGGAUUCGGGCUUCCACCUCCAACGUCUGCAGUUGUUUCCGUGUGGAUCUUCAGGGACGGAUCUGCUCGAGAUGGGAUCUACUGGGAGUCUUUUUCCCGGGGAAGGCGACUUGAUGAAUCGCGCGCUGUCGCUAGACCCCUGGGACACACAUGAAGUAGACUUGUACAUCGCACCAACGUUGCACGUUCUUCGACAUGCGCGAGAUCAAAUGGAUGGUGACGACUGUUCGACUGGUGUGGCCGCGGCUUAUCCGUCGUCCGUUACUGGCCGCUGCAGGGACACCGAAAAAGGCGGUGGCGAGCCGUCAGGACACGAAAGGCCCAAAGCAGCGCCAUGGACAGCGCGUUCGGACUCAGAUGGGGAAACAGGUUCCGUUGACCCAGAGUCCUCGGACCAAGGGAGCGAGGCGAAUGGGAAGGCUGAGAGACAGGACUUCCAGCAGAACCGCGCGGCCGGCACAACGACGGCGGCGACCAGCCUGCCGUCCAACUCGGCGCGCAGCGGGGGAUGUGCUUCUGUCACGUCGAGGGGCGUGUCAGGGAUCAGCACUAACUCCGAUGCGUCUUCCGCUGCAGCCCCGAGCCAGGCGGAGUUGGGCGAAAGCAACCGUGGAGACGGAGAGCUUAUCUACAGUUCUUACAGGUCGCCCAGUCGCGGGAUCGGGCGAGUGGGAGCAAGCAAGAAGUGUCUCGACAGCGAUCUCCUUGUAGUCAAACGGAAGCACUUCUCGCUCCUGGUCGAGGACGAGGAAGGCCUCCUUCACUUGGAUGACAUGCCGUCUUUCGAAGGUUGCCUCUUCGUCAUGAACCUGGCGUCGUCGAGGCGUUCUUCGUAUUCACGACUGCUGCGGUCUCUCCCGUUCCGGCGACUGCUGUUUUUCGUUCUGGCCCAAGGUCACCUCUUUUGGUUCAGGUCUUCUCGCGACUUCGUGCUCCGGGGUUUCUCAGCAGCUGUGGGGAGUGUCUCCCUCAUCAUCAACCAGUGUCAUGUGGACGUCGCUGAGUCUUCAGCGACUCUGCAGGGCGGCCGUUUCCGUCUCGAAUUCAAGAAUUGGCGGCGAAGCCUCGAACUCCAGGCUGGGUCCUGCAGCAGCGGCAAAGGGAAGAGAAGGAGUCGGCUAGAAGCCGGAAGCUGCCGGGGAGCGUGGGUCCAGCAGCUGCUCGCCACGAUUCAAAAGGCAGAACAAAUUCGCGACCGGUUCCGGACAGUGGACUGGGAACAGACGCAGCUCCACGCAUGGAAGAUUGCGGAGCGGUUUGGUGUCAUUUAA